GAUGCUGUUUGUAAGUAUCAGGUACCGUGGUACCUUGCCCUUUGGUCAUGAGCUCUGCCGACAUGGACCCCUGUUAUUACCCCACCUUCCAUCUCUCAGCUGCCCCGCCGCUGCCGUGAGGGAGCACUGUCCUGGGUGGGAGGUGGUGGGUGGUCCCUUAGAUAAGAUAAGGACCCUUGCCCAGAAUGCAAAUCGCCACUCAACCUAAGGAUUUGGAACGACGGAACCUAACGUUUGGCGCCAGUUCUCGAUGGCCUCUUCUAAGCGCAAAAAGGCGAACCGUUGCAGUAGAUUCCAAGCUAGCUACAAAUCCAUCAAACGCCACAGCUUAUGAUACUUUGAUCGUCGCUGCAGCUUGGUUUUACUACAUAUCUUGUCGGGCCACAAGUCUCCCCUUCGAAGCUUUUCUUCUCGUAUUCCCUGCAACUAGUCGCAAUUCCCAUUCUCUCCCAACCCCUCCACCCCUCCAUUCAUCCCCACUACUUACCAAGCAACAAACGACGCCUUCGACGAACACCUCCCAACAGCCAACAACUUCAAUCCGAACAGCGACCAUGGCAGACGAGGACCAACCCCAGACACUCAAAACUGUCUUUACAUCUGCCGAGAGAAAGCGCCUCACCCUCGAAAACUCCUACGAGGCUUCCUCUCCGACCUACCUCGACGACCUCCAAACCGCCAUCGCAGAGUACGAAACAUGCCUCGACCUAGUUUCCCGCGCCGCCCUCUUCUCCUCCAACGAGUCCCUUGAGGACCUCUCCACCUCCUCGCUUCCCUACCUCCUCAUCACAUACCACCUUGCCGAGCUGCACCAGAAGCUCCCCUCCCGCCGGCCCAUCGAGCGCCGCGUCGCCCUUGAGCGUGCUCGCGAGUCCUACGAGACCUUCCUCGGCGCCCUCGACUCAUACGACCUCCUGACCGACACCAACAAGAUGCUCUACGAGCGCUACACUGACGAGCCCCUCGCCUUCUCCACCCUCGGCACCAACGACCCCGCCAAGCGCCGCGACGCCAAAAUCGCAAACUUCAAGUCGGAAAAGGCCCUCAAGGACCGCCUUGAGGCCCUGCGCCGGAACCCGCGCUACCAGAACGAGGACGGCGACGACGAGGUCGCCCGUGACCUGCAUCUCGCGCACGUCGCGUACUCGGCGCACAUGGCGUUCCAAGGGCUCGAGGGUAUCAACCGCGAGCUCGAGGUCCUGGCCCAGGCCACGGUGCCUCUGAUGCCUUCGCCGACGUCUGUCGAGGAGGACGAGCGCCGCCGCACCGAAGAUCGCGGCGCCGCGGGAUACACCGAGCGUCUCGAGCCCCCGCGCCGGCUGCAGAGCAUGUUUGGGCAGGGGGGCCCCAUAUUGUCCACGGAGGGCAAGCCGCUGCAGCCGUUCACGCUCGUCGGGAACAGACAACAGAUGACCAAGGAUGUCUUCCGCCCCGGUCACAAUCUGCCUACGAUGAGCAUCGAUGAGUACCUCGACGAGGAGGCGCGUCGGGGCGGCAUCAUCGAGGGCGGCGGCGACGCGAGCUGGCACCGCCCGGAGCCCAACGAAGAUGACUUUGACAAGGCGGACGAGGAGACAAUGAAGGCGAGAGCGUGGGACGAGUUUGUUGAGGCGAAUCCAAAGGGUUCAGGAAACACGCUGAACAGGGGCUGAGGCUAAGAAGUGGGAUUAGGCAUGGGGAUUCGGGCAAUCGGACGGGAGUAUGUAAUUUGGAAGAGUUUGACGCAUAGACCAAAAAGAAAAUAGGGAGGAUACCACCGCGCAUGACACGACGACGGCCUUGGGAGUUCACAUUAUGGUGAGAACGGCAAAAAGGCUUUACUGAAU
Colletotrichum acutatum is the source of this 1826-nucleotide messenger RNA. RefSeq names its product TAP42-like family-domain-containing protein. NCBI's taxonomy places the organism in Eukaryota, Fungi, Ascomycota, Sordariomycetes, Glomerellales, Glomerellaceae. Bases 186 to 1652 code for a protein of 488 amino acids. The record is from RefSeq and is a predicted model, not a curated record. Gene Ontology annotation, molecular function: protein phosphatase 2A binding. Gene Ontology annotation, cellular component: cytosol. Gene Ontology annotation, biological process: regulation of dephosphorylation; regulation of signal transduction. The transcript has a single exon.